GGCACUCUCUCACGUCGAACAUUUCUUUCAACCGGCCUCUUGGGACCGGAAGUCCUCCGUCUUGAGCAUCCAAUACUGGAAGCGGCCUUUCUUUACCGGAAACCCUUUUCCGGGGGAUAGGAAGGCGGCCUACCUGGCCGGAAGUCCCACCUCUUUGAGGUUUCCCCCACCCACAAGUUUUUCUGUUACCUGUUUGCCUUCGUUUCUACUCUGCGUUUUAUUUCUAUCCCAGGGAAAGAUACAUUGUCUCCCCGCCCCCCUGCUCCACUAAACUGGUUUGUUAUCUCUGUCCCCGAGUCGGAGUUCCUUUCCCGACGUCCCCAUGUAGCUGAGAAGUGGGACCUGGGGGUGCUUGGACCCCUGGGAUCCUGAAGGAGAGGCAGAGAGGGCGCAGAGCUAGGCUUCCGCUCCUGCUGUCAGGACGCGACCUCCUCAGCCUUACCCCUCCCGCUGCCAUGCACCCUGCGGCCUUCCCGCUUCCUGUUGUUGUGGCUACGGUGCUGUGGGGAGCAGCCCCUGUCCGAGGGCUUAUUCGAGCGACCUCGGAACACAAUGCCAGCAUGGACUUUGCAGACCUCCCAGCUCUGUUUGGGGCCGCCCUGAGCGACGAGGGACUUCAGGGGUUCCUUGUGGAGGCCCACCCAGAGAACGCCUGCACCCCCAUUGCCCCGCCACCCUCAGCCCCGGCCAACGGGUCGGUCUUCAUUGCAUUGCUCCGAAGAUUCGACUGCAACUUUGACCUCAAGGUCCUAAAUGCUCAGAAAGCUGGCUAUGGUGCAGCUGUGGUGCACAACGUGAAUUCCAAUGAACUCCUCAACAUGGUGUGGAACAGUGAGGAAAUCCAACAGCAGAUCUGGAUUCCGUCGGUGUUUAUUGGAGAGAGAAGCGCAGAGUACUUACGAGCCCUUUUUGUCUAUGAGAAGGGGGCUCGGGUGCUUCUGGUUCCAGACAACAGUUUCCCCUUGGGCUAUUACCUCAUUCCUUUCACUGGGAUUGUAGGGCUGCUGGUCUUGGCCAUGGGAGCAGUGCUGAUAGUUCGUUGUAUCCAGCACCGGAAACGGCUUCAGCGGAAUCGACUUACCAAAGAACAGCUGAAACAGAUCCCUACACAUGACUAUCAAAAGGGUUUUAGUUUUAGCCUUCCACAGUUGAUUCUCUUGGGCUUGGUUCUGAGUGGCUCAGUGAGUCCUUUUCUUCUCCCAGGAGAUGGAUAUGAAGUCUGUGCCAUCUGCCUGGAUGAGUAUGAGGAUGGGGACAAGCUCAGAGUCCUUCCUUGUGCCCAUGCUUAUCACAGUCGCUGUGUGGACCCCUGGCUCACUCAGACCCGGAAGACCUGCCCUAUCUGCAAGCAGCCUGUUCAUCGGGGGCCUGGGGAUGAGGAGCAGGAGGAAGAAACGCAAGGGCAAGAGGAAGGUGACGAAGGCGAGCCAAGGGACCAACCCGCUUCAGAAUGGACCCCGCUCCUGGGCUCCAGCCCCACUCUUCCCGCCUCCUUUGGAUCCCUGGCCCCAGCUCCCACAGUCUUUCCUGGGCCCUCCACAGAGCCUUCACCCUCUCCUUCAUCUGCUGCCCUGGCCUGAUUCUCCCAAACCUGGUGCCUCUGAUGGCCUCUUUGCACAAACUCUUCUCUCCAGUCUAAUAAGCUG
Messenger RNA from Acomys russatus (golden spiny mouse), 1646 nucleotides. RefSeq names its product ring finger protein 167 (gene Rnf167). Gene Ontology annotation, biological process: protein ubiquitination; positive regulation of DNA-templated transcription; ubiquitin-dependent protein catabolic process. Bases 456 to 1580 code for a protein of 374 amino acids. Gene Ontology annotation, molecular function: zinc ion binding; ubiquitin protein ligase activity. The transcript is spliced from 9 exons. The record is from RefSeq and is a predicted model, not a curated record. Gene Ontology annotation, cellular component: nucleoplasm; cytoplasm. Lineage: Eukaryota; Metazoa; Chordata; Mammalia; Rodentia; Muridae.